CUCAUAUUUCCCUUUGCGAGUUCGCUCUACUCUCAGAUCCUUUUCUUAUUUUAUCGGCUCCGAGAAAAGCUCUCGACAACGCAAAUCUACAGCCAUAACUGCGGCUUUUGCUAAUCUCCUGCAUCGAAGGAAAGGAAAGAAGUUGCAAUUAUUAAGGUUUUACAUCUGUGAGCUUCAAAAUUCAGGGCCUUAUUUCUGUGUAAGGUCCAUGGUUCCUCCAGCUUCAUCUAGAUUAUACUUAUGCAUGGGUGAUUAACAUACAGUUUAGGAGACAAGCUUUUGCUUGGUCAGCAUAUGUGAUUGUUAUUAAGGUUUUCUCUUAAGAUGUCCAAAGAUGUCAGUAGAGGUUCCUCUAGCUUUCAGGGAAACAGUUGAUUGGGGAUAUGCUUCAGUCCGAAACAGCCUGCAUUAGAGAAACGAAGUCUAACCAGUGCAGUAACUGGAAUAAUAUAUGAUAUCACUAUACUAUUUGCAGUGGCUUAGGGGAAUCUUCCAUCCAGUGUUCUGAUAUUGGACUUGGUGAAAGGGCUGAAACUGUCAAAUAGUGGUUUGGUUAAUCUGAUAGUGGAACUGUGGAAGUGGUGAAGAAUUGAUUAACUCAGAUAAUAUGGCCACAAACUCAAACUGUGGAUCCCUUGGACCAAAUUCUACUGAAUAUGAUCAUCAAAAUGCAAAAGCCAAGCUGGUGGAGCGGAUAGAAUUGCCACUUGAACCUGAUUCUAUGGAUUCCACUCAACAGCACAAGAAACCAGAGCUAGAAAAUUGUGAUGUAAAUUCUGAUGUUGGGGAGAUGACAUUGCCACCUGGAUUUGAGACAAGAAAUUCAACAGUUGGAUAUUCUUCUCAGCUACACAACAAGGUCACAGGAAAUCUUUGCCCUCAGCAGUUAAAAGAACCUCACACAGAUGCAAUUGGAAGUCCUAGCGGAACAUUGAUGCGGAUAAAUGAAAAUAAUGAGAAACAAGCUGAAAUGCCUUCUAAACACAAGUUUUUGAGACCACCCCAGGAAGAUUUGACAUUGAAUCUCAGAUCUAAGAAUGUUGAAUUGCCACCUGAAAAUGAGGGAGCAUAUUCUGUAGCUGACCCAGCAGAACCACCUGGUUUCGAAUCUCAUAAUCGUGGUCACAGAUUAAAAGGAACAUGUAAAGAUGCAAAUAAAAGUCCUGCACAGCUAGAACAUGAAGAAAAAGGACCCCCUGAGAGUAUAUCUACUUUCAGAACAGAUGUAAACACUACCAGAGUUCUGCGUCCCAAAACACAUAAACAAUCUGAAUCUCCUAUACCAAAUGAUGCUGCUGCAGGUGAUAGUGAUGACAGUAAAAAUAAUAGAACAAGGAGAAAGGAAAAGCAGAAGAAACAAAAUGCUGUUAAUGAAUUCUCAAGUAUAAGGACCAAGCUGAGAUAUUUACUACACCGAAUAAAAUAUGAGCAAAAUUUAAUUGAUGCUUACUCUGGUGAAGGAUGGAAAGGAAAAAGCAUAGAAAAAAUCAAGCCUGAGAAGGAGCUGCAACGUGCAAAAUCUGGGAUUUUCACUUACAAAUUGAAAAUCAGAGACUUAUUUCAACGCAUUGAUAUGAUACUUGCUCAUGGAAGGCUUCCAGAAUCUUCAUUUGACUCCAAAGGACUGAUUGACAGCGAAGAUAUAUUCUGUGCGAAGUGUGGUUCUAAGGAUUUGCCAGCUGAUAAUGAUAUUAUCCUUUGUGAUGGUGCUUGUGAACGUGGAUUUCACCAAUUCUGUUUGGAGCCACCUUUGUUGAAAGAAGAUAUCCCACCAGGUGAUGAAGCCUGGCUAUGCCCUGGAUGUGUUUGCAAAUUAGAUUGCUUUGUGUUACUUAAUGAUCUUCUGGGAACAAAUCUUUCUCUUACAGACCGUUGGGAGAAGGUGUUCCCAGAGGAGGCUGCGAGUGUCGUAUCAGGAAAGAAGUUGGAUGAUGUUCCUGGAUUACCGUCAGAUGAUUCUGAGGAUGAUGACUACAACCCUGAUCAUCUGGAAGUAGAGGAAAAUGGUUCAGGAGACGAAUCAACCUCUGAAGAAUCUGAUUAUUUUUCUGCAUCUGAUGAUUUGGCAGCACCUGUCAAUAAUGAUCAACUCAUGGGACUUCCUUCAGAUGACUCAGAAGAUGAUGAUUAUGAUCCGGAUGCUCCAGACCAUGAUGUGCAGGUGAUGCAAGAAAGUUCCGGUUCCGAUUUUACCUCAGAUUCGGAGGAUUUGGGUCCAGAAGUUACUGAUACUAGGACCCCUAGCCAAGACCAAUGUGGAGAAACUAAAAUAGGUGGAGUAGCGCAACACUCAUUGAAGGAUGAAUUAUCAUACCAACAGCCCAGUGAUGAUCUUGUAUCUCAGAAAAGAUAUGGGGAGGGACUGGACUACAAAAAGUCGAAUGAUGAAACACAUCAAAGUACGUCUUCUGAUUAUUGCGAUGAAGAAUAUGGGUGUACUGCUCCAAAAAGAAAGAAUGGAAGUCGCAAAGCUGCUCAGAAGUCAUCUGAUCAGGCUGCAAUGGGUGCAAUGAAUACAAAUUUCAACCAGAGUGAAACUGAACAUACCACUGAGAGAAGAAGCCGAAAAAGGCUCAAGGUUGAAGAUUCGGUGACGCCUGAACAAGGUUCAAGUAGUAAAAGAAAUACUAAAUCAAGAUAUGGAGAAGAUGUGAUCAAGAGACUCUUUGAAUCCUUCAAGGAAAAUCAAUACCCAAAUCGUGAAGUCAAGGAAAGUUUAGCUGCAGAAUUAGGACUGACAGCCCAGCAGGUUAGUAAAUGGUUUGAAAAUGCUCGGCGGAGCUUUCACCACUCAUCAUCCAAUCAACCGAAGAAUCAAUCUUAACUGAAAUAUUAGAAAAAUGAUGCAAUUCCUCACCCAAAAUGAAGACCCACAGAAAAUUGAGUUCUUGAGGUAAAAGUGCCAAACUCUUCAUGCCGUGGGGCUGCAACACUGAACCACCUUCAGCAAGUCCCGAUAAAGAGGAAUGCCAAAGCGUGAUAAUCAGAUAUGGGUUCAAGGAUCCAGAAGUAACAGAAGCAGAAGAAGAUGCAAGUUGAUAGCCUUUGCUGCCUAGCUCUCUCAUCAAGCAUUAACCAGCGCACCAGAUUAGUGAAAAAAGGCAGCACAAUCUCAUGUGCAGUGCAGAACUGUGUGAAGAGCAAUUAUGAAAAGCGUCAACGACUUGAAAAUGAGCAGUGGAAGAUUCCCUCGAGUUACAACUUACAAGGACAGGCAUUAGCAUUUUCUGUGCAUAUCCAAUCAACACUGAUAUGUAUCUACUUGAUGCAACAUCUUCUUCCCCAGGAGAGGGGAUAGACUGAUACUGUAGUGUAGAACUUCAGCUAUGAAUCAUACCAACUUAUUAACUGUGGUGUCUAGUUUCCACUCCCAGCAGGUGUAUAAAUUGCUUAUUGUAACAGCACGUUUCUCGUUUAAAUUUAGAGUAUGAUGUUUUUUUUUUUU
Messenger RNA from Ipomoea nil (Japanese morning glory), 3445 nucleotides. Its product is annotated as pathogenesis-related homeodomain protein. The record is from RefSeq and is a predicted model, not a curated record. Lineage: Eukaryota; Viridiplantae; Streptophyta; Magnoliopsida; Solanales; Convolvulaceae. The transcript has 9 exons. Gene Ontology annotation, cellular component: nucleus. Gene Ontology annotation, molecular function: chromatin binding; DNA binding. Gene Ontology annotation, biological process: regulation of DNA-templated transcription; chromatin organization. Bases 608 to 2824 code for a protein of 738 amino acids.